AUGCGUGAGUAUAAAGUCGUGGUCCUCGACAGCGGAGGUGUCGGCAUUUCUGCUCUCACCGUGCAAUUUGUGACCGGGACCUUCAUAGAGAAGUAUGACCCGACAAUUGAAGAUUUUUAUCGAAAGGAGAUCGAGGUGGAUUCCUCCCCGUCGGUGCUGGAGAUUCUGGACACUGCUGGGACAGAGCAGUUUGCUUCUAUGAGAGACCUUUACAUCAAGAACGGCCAGGGCUUCAUACUAGUCUACAGUCUGGUCAACCAACAGAGUUUCCAAGACAUCAAGCCAAUGAGAGAUCAGAUCAUCAGAGUUAAAAGGUACGAGAGUGUGCCGGUGAUCCUUGUGGGGAACAAGGUGGACCAGGAGGGAGAGAGGGAGGUGUCUUGUGGAGAGGGCCAGGCUUUGGCCGAGGAUUGGGGCUGUCCCUUCCUGGAGACCUCGGCGAAGAGCAAGACCACGGUGGACGAGCUUUUCACUGAAAUCGUCUGA
Salvelinus namaycush (lake trout) is the source of this 486-nucleotide messenger RNA. Its product is annotated as ras-related protein Rap-2a-like. Gene Ontology annotation, cellular component: plasma membrane. Gene Ontology annotation, biological process: negative regulation of cell migration; Rap protein signal transduction. The record is from RefSeq and is a predicted model, not a curated record. The transcript has 2 exons. Lineage: Eukaryota; Metazoa; Chordata; Actinopteri; Salmoniformes; Salmonidae. Gene Ontology annotation, molecular function: GTP binding; GTPase activity; GDP binding. The coding region runs from base 1 to 486 and encodes 161 amino acids.